GUACAUUGGCCUUGGGUUCGGCGGCGUUCGUUUCGAUCAUGAUGGAGCUAUCAACUGAUCCUACGUUGACAGGCCGGCACAGCAUGUUCUCAAAAGGCAAGACGAAUACUGUCCCGUCGGACGCUCAGGCGAGAGAAAAACUUGCAUUGUAUGUAUAUGAAUAUUUACUUCAUGUCGGCGCACAAAAGAGUGCCCAAACGUUUCUCAGCGAGAUUCGUUGGGAAAAAAAUAUAACUCUUGGGGAACCUCCGGGAUUUCUUCAUUCGUGGUGGUGUGUGUUUUGGGAUCUUUACUGUGCUUCGCCAGAGAGAAGAGAAAGUUUUGAUCAUUCAAGUGAAGCCAAGGCCUUUCAUGAUUAUGUGAUUCCAAACAUGCAACCCGGAGCUGUACCUUCACCACCUUUUCCACAAAUGGCCAAUGAAAAUCCAGCAACUUUAGCAGGAAUGCCUGGCUAUUUCACAUCCAGUUCAUCUCAAGGACCUCAACCUUCACCGCAUCAUGGUGGACCAACACCUCCCGGAUUCAUGCCAGGGCAACCAAACCCUGGUUUCAUGGGUCCUCAGAACUUUAUGCCUCAAAGAUAUCAAUCACGAUCAUCUGUACGACUACCAGGACAGCCUGUAGGGGUGACAGGAGUACCUGGUGCACAGCCAUUAUUACCAAAUACAAUGGAUCCUAGUCGACCAGCAUUUGGAGUUGCAGGUCCACCCAUGAAUGCAGUUACAAGAAUGACCCCACGAAUGCCUGUUGUAAGCCCAAAUGGUUACUCGUCAAUGAGACCAAACGCACCAGUUGGACCACCAAUGACUAUACCUAGCGGAAGAGGUUGGAAUCCGACUACAAGUACCGGGGGCAAUGGUCCACCUGGUACUCCAAUGAUGCCUGGAACUCCAGACACUCCGACACCUGGUGGUGAUAUGUAUAAUGUUAUGAUGAAAACUGUUCCCGGCGCAAACAUGUCAGCGUUUGGCAUAGGAGGAGGACCCGAUCCCGGACUUGGAAUUGAUUCGCAACAAGAUCUUGAUGGUUUACCGAAAGAGCCACCCAACGACCAUGGUCCUGGAACUCCUGGUGGGGACACAAAUGAUUUUAGUAACAUGCUAUCUUUUAGCCAAGAUGGGGGUUUUCCGAGCUAAGAGUGAAUGUAAUCGUUCGUAUGGUUUGAAUCGAGGUGUGCUUCACUGGCAGGGACUCGUAUUCGUGGAAAGUUUUGAAAAUGUCCUGGAAUAAAUUAUUGGAUUUCUUCUUUGCGAAAGAGUGCGUGUCUGCACAGGAUUUUUUCCUGAUUUGACAAAACAAAAUAAAGGAGAAUUAAAAUGUGUUCAUUCGUGUAAACAAUACAAGCCAAGCUUGAGAGGUCUUAUUCUCCAGAUAAGAUGAAAUACAGUUAUAGUUUUACAGUUAUUUAUUGUUGUAUAGUUAUGUUUUGAUAUGGUCUAUAAUAUAUAUUAACAUAGUAAUGAUUGAAAAUGUAAUCGUUUCAUCAUUAAAUUUUACUGUAAAUUUUACUGUAUUUAAUCAUAUCUGGUAAAGACGCAGCUCGAGAAUGAAACUAUGAAUAAAACUGUAAUAUAAAUCGUAUGUACUGUAAAAUUCCACCAAAUUACAUGUUUAUGUUAAAUGA
Messenger RNA from Xenia sp. Carnegie-2017, 1624 nucleotides. Its product is annotated as single-stranded DNA-binding protein 3-like. Gene Ontology annotation, molecular function: single-stranded DNA binding; protein binding. NCBI's taxonomy places the organism in Eukaryota, Metazoa, Cnidaria, Anthozoa, Malacalcyonacea, Xeniidae. Gene Ontology annotation, biological process: positive regulation of transcription by RNA polymerase II. The record is from RefSeq and is a predicted model, not a curated record. Bases 39 to 1136 code for a protein of 365 amino acids. The transcript is spliced from 19 exons. Gene Ontology annotation, cellular component: nucleus.